AUGACCGAAGCUGUAAAGGGACAAAGCGUGGGUAUCGACCUGGGUACGACGUACUCGUGCGUUGGUGUCUGGCAGAAUGACCGUGUGGAGAUCAUUGCCAACGACCAGGGAAAUCGCACGACGCCGUCGUACGUGGCGUUCACGGACACGGAACGUCUAAUCGGUGAUGCUGCCAAGAAUCAAGUGGCCAUGAAUGCCCACAAUACGGUGUUUGACGUCAAACGCUUGAUUGGGCGCAAGUUUACUGAUCCAGAAGUACAGUCGGACAUUAAGCACUGGCCGUUCAAGGUCGCUCGCGGUCCUGAGAACAAACCUCAAGUGGUGGUGCAAUUCAAAGGGGAGACCAAGACGUUCCAGCCCGAAGAGAUAUCGUCUAUGGUGCUAAUCAAGAUGCGCGAGAUCGCGGAGGCUUACAUUGGUAAGCAAGUGAAGAAUGCAGUGGUUACGGUCCCUGCUUACUUUAACGACUCGCAGCGUCAGGCGACCAAAGACGCCGGAGCCAUUGCUGGUUUGAACGUAUUGCGUAUUAUCAACGAGCCGACUGCUGCUGCUAUCGCCUACGGUUUGGACAAAAAGGGUGGCGAGCACAAUGUGCUCAUCUUUGAUCUGGGCGGUGGCACUUUCGAUGUAUCUCUGCUGAGUAUUGAGGAGGGCAUCUUUGAGGUGAAGGCUACUGCCGGUGACACGCACUUGGGCGGCGAAGAUUUUGAUAACCGUCUCGUGGAGUAUUUUGUGGCCGAGUUCAAGCGCAAACACCGCAAAGAUAUUUCGGGAAACCAACGUGCUCUACGACGCCUUCGUACGGCUUGCGAGAGAGCUAAGCGAACCUUGUCCACUUCCGCCCAGGCGUACAUUGAGAUUGAUACGCUUUUUGAGGGCAUCGAUUUCAAUUCGACGAUUACGCGUGCGCGUUUUGAGGACUUGUGUGGAAGCUUUUUUCAAAAGACGAUGGAGCCAGUCGCUCAAGUUCUGCGUGACUCCAAAUUAUCGAAAAACCAAGUGAACGAGAUUGUCCUAGUUGGUGGCUCAACUCGUAUCCCGAAAGUUCAGCAAUUGUUGAUGGACUAUUUCAACGGGAAAGAACUGUUCAAGUCGAUUAAUCCGGAUGAGGCUGUGGCGUAUGGUGCCACCGUCCAAGCUGCAAUUUUAGGUGGUGGUGGGUUGUCUUCAAAGCUGCAGGAUCUUUUGCUGUUGGAUGUAGCCCCGUUGUCGCUUGGAUUGGAGACGGCUGGUGGGGUCAUGACCAAGCUCAUCCCACGUAAUACGACCGUUCCAGCGAAGAAGACGCAAUCAUUCUCGACGUAUGCCGACAACCAGCCCGGUGUUUUGAUUCAAGUGUUUGAGGGCGAACGCUCGAUGACGCGUGAUAACCACCUUUUGGGCAAGUUUAACCUGGAUGGCAUUCCGCCCAUGCCUCGAGGCGUGCCUCAAAUUGAUGUUACGUUUGACAUUGACGUCAAUGGCAUUUUGAAUGUGACGGCGAUAGAAAAGUCGACUGGCAAGGAAAACAAGAUCACGAUCACGAAUGACAAAGGUCGACUGUCACAGGAUGAUAUCGACCGCAUGGUCGCCGACGCGGAAAAGUACAAGGACCAAGAUGAACGCAACAAAUUGCGUAUCGAGUCGAAGAAUGCGUUGGAGAAUUAUGCGUUUUCUCUGCGUAACUCGAUGCAAGAGGAGAAAUUGGCAUCGAAAUUCAGCACCGACGAUAAGAAAACUCUUGAGGACAAGAUUGCUGAGACGCUGCAAUGGCUGGACUCGAACCAGUCGGCAGAAAAGGAUGAGUUUGAUGCCAAGCAGAAAGAGCUGGAGGGAGUGGCGAACCCCAUCAUGCACAAAAUGUAUGCAGCCGAAGCAGGUGCGGCAGGGGCUGGUACUAGUGCUGCUCCUGGCGCUGGAGCUCCAGGUGGUGCGGAGCAAAACGAAGGUCCGAAAAUUGAGGAGGUGGAUUAG
Messenger RNA from Peronospora farinosa, 1953 nucleotides. NCBI's taxonomy places the organism in Eukaryota, Oomycota, Peronosporomycetes, Peronosporales, Peronosporaceae. The record is from the annotation of a GenBank genome assembly.